Molecule: messenger RNA, 1164 nt
Organism: Angiostrongylus costaricensis
Lineage: Eukaryota; Metazoa; Nematoda; Chromadorea; Rhabditida; Metastrongylidae
Source: the annotation of a GenBank genome assembly
AUGGACCCAAAAGCUGUACGACCAGACAGAGAUUUGACAGGGAAACAAAAAGUACCGAGGAUAAGAAAGAAGCCGAUAGAUGAAGAGCUACUUAGUCAUGUGUUGCGAUUACAUGGUGAUGACUGGUCGAGAAAACUCAACGGUGACACGCGUUUAUUACUGUUACAGUUGAUGAAUAUCGAGGCUAAGGUAGUUAAAGGAGAUAACAUGCUAAGUACCUCUACUCCCCCACCAAAAGAUCCGCGAACGAUUUCUCUUAAGGAAAUGUUCGAACAAAAACCAUCAAUGGACGGCAGACGAACGGAGGAACUGUCCGAGAUCGCUCAUCGACGAGCGAUCGCCGCUGUGGAUUGGGUGGAUAGCCUGACUGAAAUCGCCGAAUUGCAAGAUACUGAUGAUAAGGUGGCUUUGGUGAAGUCGUGCUACUCUCCACUAACAAUCUUCAAUUUUUCGGCGCGAACAGCUCAGAACACUCCAAAUCCUGAUAUUCUUUGCCUUUGCAGUCAUUCCUAUGUGCCAAGGCGCCUACCUCCGGAGUUCAACGAAACAAAUCAUUUGUCCAAUGUGCUGAUUGAUCGAACGCUGAACGAAUUGGUGGCCCCGUUGAGAAAGCUGAAUCUCAAGGAAGAAGAAAUCGUCCCAUUAAAGGCCAUUAUAAUUUUGAAUCCCAAUGCAAAAGGCUUGUCCGACCACGCCAAGGUGGCCAUCAAUGAUCUCCGUGAUAAAGUUCAAGACAUGCUGUUUCAAAUCGUCAAGGAGUUGCAUUCGGUCUACACAGCCAGCAGUCGUUUCGGUAAUCUACUAUUGCUGCUGCCGACGAUUACCACCCUGUCCGGGUUGAUGAGCGAGAAUAUGCAAUUCUGUCAAGCAUUUGGUGUUCGACAGAGUGGUGAUCCGCUUCUUUCGGAAAUGUUUGGCGAUUUCAAGUCGAAAAUUGACGACCCAACAAUUUCAUCGUCGUCAGUUAGCCCACCAUUGUACGAGAAUCCGGCAGAGAUCUCACUAGAGGUUCGUUUUCCUUCUGUUUAUCUUCCAAAAUUACGGUCAUGGCUCGUAGUUGUCCAGUGUUUUCUGGCAUCGCGAAGGAGACGAGCGUCGCACUUAAAUCUGUAUCCAUGGGUAGAGUUAGCCAGGAUUUGGUGUGAAAUAGAUUUUCUUGGCUGA